AUGGCUAAAAGUGGCUUUAUGCCUGCAUGGAUGAAAAUUUCCAAUUCAGAUAAAACAAAUCCUAAUCAAAAAUAUACUAAUGAACAAUCUCAACAUUCAUAUGGAAAAGAUAUAGAUAUAAAUUCUCAACGUCGUCUACAUCUUUUACCAACAAAUUUAGAUAAACGUAGCCGUUUUUUGAAUUCUAAAACAAUAUUACUUUUAUUGUCUGUACCAGAAACAACAGAAGAAAAAGAAUUAUUAAUACGUAUGGGUUGGAAUAAUGAUAUGACUUAUGAAAUAACAGAUACUGAUAAAGAAGAAUAUGAAAAACAAAUUAAAUAUUUUCCAAAAUUAAAUUUAAAUAAUCGAUCCUCAGUAUUAAUGUCCGCUUUAAAUCGUCGUGCAUUACCUUAUAUAAAUAUUCAAGAUAUAUUUCAACAUGAAAUGAUUGAUUCACAAUCAGAUGAUGACGAUUAA
Adineta steineri is the source of this 459-nucleotide messenger RNA. The record is from the annotation of a GenBank genome assembly. Lineage: Eukaryota; Metazoa; Rotifera; Eurotatoria; Adinetida; Adinetidae.